Molecule: messenger RNA, 1253 nt
Organism: Ipomoea nil (Japanese morning glory)
Lineage: Eukaryota; Viridiplantae; Streptophyta; Magnoliopsida; Solanales; Convolvulaceae
Product: protein SENSITIVE TO PROTON RHIZOTOXICITY 1-like
Exons: 1
Coding region: 81-1148 (355 amino acids)
Biological process (GO): response to acidic pH; response to aluminum ion
Source: RefSeq, a predicted model, not a curated record
CUUGCAUUUAUUAAAAUAAAAACCUAUCGACUUUCAAGUUUCAACGCUGAACUAAUAAUUUUAAAUAAUUUUCUAAAAAAAUGUCAUUUUUCGGCGAUCUACGUCAUACACCUGCCGCCACGAAACCACCCGGGAUAGUCACCGCGAGUGGUGGCGCUGAUCCUAGGGUUCCUCUGCUCAACCUCUCCGCCGUGCGAGAGCGGGUGGACUCCCUGCACAAGUUCCUCUGCGACUCGGUUAACAGCAACACUCUUCUCGGCAAGCACGAGACGGACAGGGUCUCAGCCGAGAUCACCGCCGCCAUCCACCAGAUUAUCGUCAACGGCGUUGCGCUUCUCGCCACCACUCAAGCGGCGGACGGAACUGAUUCCAAAUGCUCUAACCAAACGUCACCUAGUAAGCUACUGUGUUCGGAAACUGGUCUCCUUGCGCCGAAGGAGCGUGCCGGCGGCGAGGAUUCCGAGAUCAUCGAGCUGGACGCGGUGGAGCUGCUGGCGGAGCAUAUUCAUUUCUGCGAGAUAUGCGGAAAAGGAUUCAAGCGAGACGCGAAUCUCCGGAUGCACAUGCGAGCUCACGGGAACCAAUUCAAGACGCCGGAGGCAUUAGCGAAGCCGCCGGAAAAAUGCUCCGAAACGAUCCCGGGUCGACCCGCACUGUUCUCCUGCCCGUUCCCAGGUUGUUCACGCAACAAAUCGCACAACAAAUUCCGGCCCCUCAAGUCCGCAAUCUGCGUGAAGAAUCACUUCAAGAGAAGCCAUUGCCCGAAGAUGUACUCCUGUAACAGGUGCAACAAGAAGAGCUUCUCAGUAAUGGCGGAUUUGAAGAGCCAUAUGAAGCACUGCGGAAUAUCCAAAUGGAAAUGCUCGUGCAGAACCAGUUUUUCACGCAAGGAUAAACUGUUCAGCCACAUAGCCUUAUUCGAGGGCCACAUGCCCACAGUCGAGGAAGCGGCGGACAUGGCAGCGCCGCCGGCGCGUGAGGUAGAGGAGGGUAUAGCAAACAAGGAUACAGAAAUGGCUGAGAAUUCUCAGACAGAUAACAGUUUAUUGGACAGAUUGCUCGAUGACUUCAAUUCAAUUGAGAAUUUCUGCUUCCAAGAUCCUUUGUUCUCUGCAUCUCCUAUGAUGGAUAAUUUCUUUAGCUUUUGAUUUUGCAGGAGCAUCUCUAUAUGAUCUCCAUUAAUAUGAAUCUUUGUUAAGUGUACAUAUUAAUUGGUUCUGUUAAUAAAAUGGUGUUCUUUGUCAGAUGGUAUC